Messenger RNA from Leptosia nina, 1509 nucleotides. Lineage: Eukaryota; Metazoa; Arthropoda; Insecta; Lepidoptera; Pieridae. The record is from the annotation of a GenBank genome assembly.
AUGGAUAAGCUUGUCCAACGCCAACAAGAAGUGCUCGAAUGUAUCCGGCAAAUCGAUAGAAACUUUUCUAAGGAUUCGGCGAGUCGUAAGACUCGCGACUACAUAAUACAGCGCUUAGAGAAGUUAGAUAAACUUUGGGCCGAAUUCAAUAGUAAUCAUUCCGCUUUAGACAUGUAUAGGCAUGAGGACGUUGGGUAUUUUGCUGGAAAUCAGUAUGAUCAAGCCAGAAAAUACUAUGAGGAGGUGCGGUCUAAGGUGGCUUCGCACCCACUAGCUGAGGAAGACGUAUCGACUCCAGGAUCGAGUAAAAUAGCGCCCAUAAAAUACGUCACUCGCUCGCAGGCUUCCAGCCCCGUCAAGGCUCAAGAUGGCUCUCAAAUUACCUUUAAGGCUCUACUGGAUCAAGGCUCACAGGUAUCACUAAUCUCCGAGAACGCCGCUCAACUGUUGGGAUUGACAAGAAAGUAUCACCAUGCUAACAUCUCGGGUAUUGGUUCCGGUUCGAAGCAAAGUCGAGGUAUCGUGACUCUUGAAUGUGAGUCGAUUCAUAGCAAUUACACGCUCAGAACGGACGCACUUGUCAUCAACCGCGUUACCAACAGUUUGCCUCAGGUAUCCUUCGAGAAGCAAUCAUGGUCCCACUUAGAAAACAUUCCUCUAGCUGAUCCUGAAUACAACGUUUCACAAACAAUAGACAUCCUUUUGGACGCCAGUGUGUACUCAGAAAUCAUAAUGGACGGACUACUCAAAGGCCCAUCGAAGGCACCCAUAGCUCAACAAACAAGGCUAGCUGCAGAGGAACUGAAAGGAUCCUUCUAUAUGGAUGAUCUCAUAGAAGGACGAGACACCUUAGAGGAAGCGAAGGAAUUACAACAACAAGUAAUAAAUAUUCUUCGAGGUGCGGGCAUGAAUAUCCGUAAAUGGUCCAGCAACAGCAAGGAGUUAACGAAGAACCUCAAUCGGAAUCAACUUGAUACCCCAUUAGAUUUUAAAUGCUCCGAAUCAAGAAAAACAUUGGGACUACGAUGGCAUCCUGACUCCGAUACUUUCACCUUCCAAAACAAAUUUGAUAAUUUAAUUGAGGAGACAUUAACCAAGCGACAAUUACUUUCCCACAUAUCGAAGGUUUUUGAUCCACUGGGUGCCAAUCGUCUAUUGCAGAAAGAAUCCCACCAAAUUCUAGGGGCUAUAAACAAGGACUUCUUUGCAAAAAUUGACUCCCACAUCGAAUGGAAUAAGAACAUUGAAGUGGGGGACGUCGUGGUAGUACGCGAAGACCAUAUUCCACCUGGAAAAUGGGCUCUGGGAAGAGUCACAGAAGUUCACCCCGGAAGAGAUGGUUACGUUCGCAUCGUCUCGCUUAAAACAAAAAAUGGAGUCAUAAAAAGGCCAGUUAUUAAGUUGGCCCUCCUUCCGGUCAGUGAAAAUAAUCAACAGGUACAAUCCGUGUCGGAUAGUAACGCUCCAAAACAAGGUGUCCCAAGAGGGGAGGAAACCAAGAACUCAUAA